AUCACUUGCUUAUCAUUCUCUCUUCAUUUCAAGUAACAUUUCUGUUCUUAUUUCAGUUCAUUCCUUACGGAUUUAGUAUCUUGCUCGUAUGAUAAGUAUAUGAUUCUUUUCGCACUGAUUUCAGAGAAUCUAGAUUUACGUGACCGAAAAUGUCACUAUUUCCAUCAUAUCCAAUUCCCUACGAUGCUCCUUUUGAGCGUGGGGUUGCUCUAGUUACGGGCGCGGCAGGUACAGGAAUUGGAGCAGCAGUAGCAAGAGCAUUCCUUGAAGCUGGCUGCCAACGCCUCGUCAUCACCGACAUCAACCGUGAGACUCUCGCAAAGACGCAAGACUCCCUAGAGGAGCGAUAUCGUCGACCAGGUCUUACGAUUCUGGCUAUUGACGGAGAUAUCUCGUCUAAAGCCUUCGCCGAAGAGCUGGUGGAAAAGGCGAUUGAGCAAUUCGGAAGACUGGAUUACUGCGUCAAUAGUGCGGGAAUCAUGGGUAAUAACAAGUCUUCAACCGAAACUUCCAUUGACGCCUUCGAUAAGAUCAACGGCGUCAACUACCGUGGCUGCUGGCUCUCAUCACGUGCUGAGCUCAAGGCGAUGCUGAAACAGGAGCCACUUACUAGCCAUGAUCCCGCGAGACCAGCCCAAAGAGGCAGCAUUGUCAACAUAGCGAGCCAGUUAGGUAUCGUAGGACGUCCGGAAUGUGCGGCCUAUUCUGCUAGCAAGGCAGCCGUCAUCGCGCUUACAAGAGCGGACGCAAUCGAUUAUUCCAAAGAUGGCAUCCGGAUCAACUGUAUUUGCCCCGGUAUCAUCGACACGCCCAUGACUACGUUCACCGAAGAACGCCGAGAGCUACUGAAGCCGUCGAUUGACAUCGCACCUAUGAAACGGAUGGGACUACCCCAAGAAAUCGCAGACUGUGCAAUAUUUCUUUGCAGCACAAAAGCGAGCUUUGUUCAAGGCGCGGCGAUGGUUGUGGAUGGUGGUUAUGUGAUCAACUGAGGUGGACUCCCGCAUUUGCGACAGCGCUUUUUGGUUCAGCCUUUCGAUAAAUUACAUCUGCAAGGCUAGUAUUAUUCUAUUGAAGAUACCAAACUACAAACUUCUCUUCCAACCGCCU
This is a messenger RNA of Mytilinidion resinicola, 1110 nucleotides long. RefSeq names its product oxidoreductase. Lineage: Eukaryota; Fungi; Ascomycota; Dothideomycetes; Mytilinidiales; Mytilinidiaceae. Bases 150 to 992 code for a protein of 280 amino acids. The transcript has 3 exons. The record is from RefSeq and is a predicted model, not a curated record.